This is a messenger RNA of Entrophospora sp. SA101, 918 nucleotides long. The record is from the annotation of a GenBank genome assembly. Lineage: Eukaryota; Fungi; Glomeromycota; Glomeromycetes; Entrophosporales; Entrophosporaceae.
AUGUCAUUGAAGGUUCCAUUUUAUAUCGCGUGUAGCAAUUUCUUAUUAUUAACAGAUGUAUUUCCACAAGUUUAUCGUUUGACAAUUUAUCGUGAACUUUGGCCAGGACUUGCAUGUGAAGUUUUUGGAGCGUUUAUAUUCUUAUUUAUGCUUUUGAAUAUUCUAUUGGUAGUCGCGGUUUCAAUAAACACUUAUAUAAGAAUAUGUUUAAAGAAAAAUCCAAGUUUAGGAAGAUAUGAUUGGAAAUUAUUAUUAACAGUAUUGAUAAUAAGUCUAGCUAUUGCAGCCACAGGUGGUAAUGCAAUUUCUACAACCAUCAUCUUGGUAGUAGCCUUACUCACAUCAUCAUUUUGCUAUGGAUGCAUAAUUUAUAAAAUUAAUAGUAUAGAUCAAAAAUUAUUAAAUGGUCAAAGACAAAUAACAAUACGUGCGCAUGUAUCUAAAAAAAUAGCUGGCUAUAUUUUAAUUUUUAUUCUUCAAUGGAUUCCUACAUUACCAAGAUAUCUUUAUAAAAUAUAUUCGCCAGAUGCACCAACCUGGGCUUUUAUUUUAAUAAUUGUGGAAGAAUUACCACCACGUAUUUUUACGCUACAAUUUACCACAACGUCAGGUGCUUUGGAUAUAUUCAUUUUACGUAGUGCAUUUUUAGAUAUGGUUCAGUCACUAUUAAUAAUCUCAAUUGGAUCCAUGGAUUUUUUGGAACCUCUUUUUCGAUUGUAUGGCCAUGGUAAAAAAGUUCGUGUAAAAUGCAAUCCAACAGACACGGUUGGUGAAUUAAAGAAAUUAAUUUCAGCCCAAACUGGCACUGAUCCUUCAAGAAUUAUUUUAAAAAAAUGGUAUACAACUUUUAAAAAUCAUAUCACAUUGGAAGAUUAUGAAAUUAAUGAUGGAAUGAAUCUUGAAUUGUAUUAUUCAUAA